AUGCCGAUCAUGCCGACAACAGAGGCUGUCACCCUUCUGAGCGGGAAGAUGAUGCCGCAACUUGGAUUCGGCGUUUAUCUCUCUCCUCCCGAAGUAUGCACACGAUCGUGUUUGAAGGCUCUUGAUAUCGGCUAUCGCCAUAUUGACACUGCCCAAUAUUAUGGAAACGAGAGAGAGGUUGGGCGUGCGGUGCAGCAGUCCGGCAUUCCUCGCUCAAUGCUGUUUCUGACCACCAAGAUUCUCACAGCCGGUCCCUCCUUUGACGAGAGCUACCGUAAAUGUGUGGAGAGCAUUUCGAAUCUUGACCCGAAUGAAGGAUACGUGGAUCUGUUUCUGAUACACAGUCCAAACUGCGGGGAGUCCCAAAGACAAACUCUGUGGCAGGUCCUCGAGAGACUUCAUACGGAAGGCAAGGCAAAGAGUAUAGGUGUCAGCAAUUUUGGCAUCCAGCACAUCGAGGGUCUUAAAAAGACCGCGAAGAUUUGGCCGCCGCAAGUCAAUCAAAUCGAGCUACAUCCUUGGCUUCAGCAAAAAGAAAUUGUGUCCUAUUGCAACGACCAUGGUAUCACUGUUCAAGCAUAUUGCCCCUUGGCAAGAGGCCAGAGAUUUGAUGAUGUCACCUUGCAACGUGUCGCCGAGAAGCACGAUGUUGCACCAGGUCAGAUUUUAAUCAAAUACAGCUUGCAGAAAGGCUGGGUACCUCUUCCCAAAAGCGACAAUCCAGCCAGGAUUGAGGCAAACUUCACUGUCCAGUUCACACUCGAUAAUGAUGAUAUGGUUGGACUGGAUGGCCUUGAUCAAGGUCGAGCGGGUGCUCUUGUUCAGGCCGUUGAUAACUGA
Verticillium nonalfalfae is the source of this 840-nucleotide messenger RNA. RefSeq lists its product as uncharacterized. The record is from RefSeq and is a predicted model, not a curated record. Bases 1 to 840 code for a protein of 279 amino acids. Gene Ontology annotation, molecular function: oxidoreductase activity. NCBI's taxonomy places the organism in Eukaryota, Fungi, Ascomycota, Sordariomycetes, Glomerellales, Plectosphaerellaceae. The transcript has 2 exons.